GAAUGAACUUUUGCUUAGCACAGAAUUUAUUUAUGUAAAUAACAAAGCUAAGAUUCUAUUAGGUUGUAUGCGCUGCCUUUAUGAAGAUGAGAACUUUCUGAAAUUAUCAGAGAAAGUUUUAAUCGACUGUCUUAUAGAAUUACUAGGGACCCAAAGCAUAGUACACCAGUCGACGGCUUUUGAAAUAUGCCGAUCAUUAUGCAAAAGUUUCAAAGUAGAAGCAGACACCAGAAUUCUGACGUUACAAGUAUUAAGCAUUCAUGCUUAUCAACUGCUUUUGUGGGUCCUGAGAGAGUGCCCCAUCGCCUGCCCGCUCUGGGAUAACUGCUUGUGCUGCUUUUUCUAUGCAAUGGACUCUUUACCCUUCGAGCCCCUCGUCUCUGUCAUUGACAAGCUGGAUCCUUCGGUUCUCGGGGGCCUCUUCGAAAGUUCGCUUUUUCUUUCUUCUAUCUGGACCGACAAGCUCAUAAACUACUUCGAGCUCGCUUUCUUUGCAGAUAAGAUUCAACUCCGGGCUGAUAAGUUUGCUAUGCUCUGUGGCGGAUUAGGCUCUCUCGAACGUUCAACGUUUAUAGUUUGCAAAUGGAUAAAUAUGUUAGAACUGGGCGACCUCAAGGAACUGAAGAGCUUUGCGAGGAUCCUGCUAGCAGCGGCUUUGCAGGAGCAAAACGUUGUGUCGCCAUCUAAUCUUUUCUCCAUCAUUUCGAAUGCUGAGAGCUUCUGCGUUUUCUUGAAGAAAGUCUGCCUCUUACCCCCCUUGGCAUUUUCAGAAGCUGCCCUCCAAGAAUGCAAACCGCUCGCGAUGCUUUCUAGUAGUGCCGUUGACUGUAUAGCUCAAUUGCUUAGCUGCUUAGGAGACCUACUUGAGCGAGCACACAGACGGACCAUGAUGGGCAAGCUGUGUUCUAGUACAGCUUCCAUCAUACAUGGGUUACUCCACAGCGAGCUAGUAGAAGAUCGAGAUAAUGGGAUGAAAUGGCUUCUGCAGUUACUUUGCACAGGUGUAAUCGGCUGGUCUACGUUGGAAAGCAUUCUCAUCGGUAUUUUGGAAGCUCCACUACCGGAAGUGCAAAAGACCUUUUAUAUCAUUAUAAUGGCCGUGUUCGAACAGGCACGUUGCCUGCAGCCUCUACAUUUCGCGAAUGACGGCGAGUUAACGGCUUGGGUGAACUGCAUGCUAACUAAAAGUGUGGUUGACCAUGGAGAAAGUGGGCUUCAAAAUACACUAAUAGCAGCCCACAUCCUAUUUCUUUUGCUAUUGGACGUCAGAGAUCAGGAGCGUAACUUUCGUAGAGAGGAAAUUACAAAUAUGAUCCUACACGGCACUAAAGGCAUAAAGAAAAAAGCUUUAAACGCUAUUAAUUCGCUGUUAUUGAAGCAAUUAUAUUGCUUUCUUGCAAAUGCAGAAAGCAUUGAAAAAGAAAGUGCGAUGAAAACCAAACAGGCCAUGCUAGUAUUGCUUGUCCUUCAAAGUCAAGAAGAAGCUUUCUACAGAGCCAUCGGAGGGCCACAGUUUUUCAACAACCUCCUUGAAUCCUGCGACCCAUUUGUGUUGCUUGUUGCUAGCGAGUUCUUAAUUAACAGGGUUUCUUUAUUAGGAAAAGAUAUUCCUAAUGUUUUGGUUAAGAAACACGUUUGGAGCGCCACUGAAACGCACCCUUUAAAAAAACUUAACAAAUUAAGAAAUUUUUUAACCUGUUGAUUUCGUAGGCUAUAAUUCCGAGCACCUGUAUAUUAUGGACAGCAGAGUAAUAUUAUAAAUAUGAAGUAUAAUAAAACUAAAUCGAAGUAGCGAAGAGCACCGUACAAUUAUUUGAAUAUUACAGACUACUUAUGUGCACUAAACCCAACUGGGCAA
This is a messenger RNA of Zophobas morio, 1858 nucleotides long. RefSeq lists its product as uncharacterized. The record is from RefSeq and is a predicted model, not a curated record. The transcript has 19 exons. Lineage: Eukaryota; Metazoa; Arthropoda; Insecta; Coleoptera; Tenebrionidae. Bases 68 to 1702 code for a protein of 544 amino acids.